AUGGCUGUGCCACAGGCCGCCAGACGGGUGAGCGGCUGCCACCCACGUGCUAAGGAGAGAAAGAGGCACCGGAUCAAGGGGCAAAGGACAUCUCGAGCGGGCGGGGGCCGGGCAGUGCCCACGUCCACACCCGCUGCUAAAAGCCGGGCCCAGGGCGCCACACACAGAGCCCUCUGCCGCCGGCGCAGGGAAGACGCGGCCGCUGUCGGCUGCCGCCCCGGGAGCAUCCCGCUUGCGCCCCGCGGCCCGGGCCCCCCCUCCGCCCCUCCCCCCGGGGACCCUGUGGCGCUGCCUGGGACCCACCCCGCCCGCGGAUCGCGCGGAAUCCAGGUGAGGGGCGUGGAGGGCAUCAGUGGCAAGCUGGUGUCUCCCAAGUGGAAGAAUUUCAAAGGCCUCAAGCUGCUUUGCCGAGACAAGAUCCGCCUUAACAACGCCAUCUGGAGGGCCUGGUACAUCCAGUAUGUGGAGCGGAGGAAGAGCCCCGUGUGUGGCUUCGUGACCCCCCUGCAGGGGCCUGAGGCUGAUGAGCACCGGAGACCAGAGGCCGUGGUCCUGGAGGGCAAUUACUGGAAGCGGCGCAUUGAGGUGGUGAUGCGCGAGUACCACAAGUGGCGCAUCUACUACAAGAAACGGCUCCGUAAAUCCAGCAGGGAAGGGGACCUCCUGACCCCAAAGCAGGCGGAAGGGGGUUGGCACCCACCAGAGCGAUGGUGCGAGCAGCUCUUCUCGAGCGUGGUGCCCGUGCUGCUCGGGGGCCCGGAGGAGGAGCCCAGCGGGCGGCAGCUGCUGGACCUCGAUUGCUUUUUGUCCGACAUCUCCGACACGCUCUUCACCAUGACGCAGCCCAGCUCCGCGCCCCUGCAGCUGCCCCCUGAGGACGCCUACGUGGGCAAUGCUGACAUGAUCCAGCCGGACCUGACGCCCCUGCAGCCCAGCCUGGACGACUUCAUGGAGAUCUCAGAUUUCUUCACCAGCUACCGCCCCCCACCGACGCCCACGCCCUCACACUUCCCGGAGCCCCCCAGCUUUGGCCCCAUGGCUGACCCUUUCUUCAGCAGUGGGAUCUUGGGCUCAGAGGUGCCCCCUGCCUCGUCGGGCUUGACCCACCUCUCAGGGCAUAACCGCCUGCAGGCCCGGAGCAGCUGCCCUGGCCCCCUGGACUCCAGUGCCUUCCUGAACUCUGAUUUCCUCCUUCCUGAAGACCCCAAGCCCAAGCUCCCACCUCCGCCAGUGCCCCCACCCCUCCUCCAAUACCCGGCCCUUGCCAAGGGGCCUGGCCUAGAGCCCUGUCCCCCACCCACCUACCCCCCCAUGGCUCCUCCCCCUGCUUUGCUGCAGGAAGAGCCUCUCUUCUCUCCCAGAUUCCCCUUCUCCACUGUCCCCCUGGGCCCAGGAGUAUCCCCACUGCCUGCUCCUACUGCCUUCCCACCCACCCCACAGCCGGGUCCAGGCCCGGCCCCUGGCCCCUUCCCCAUAGACCUUCUGCCCUCAGGGUAUCUGGAGCCCUCAUUUGGGCCCCACUUCACAGUGCCCCAAGGCAUGCGGCCCAGAGGCAGGCCCCCCACCCCAUCCCCUAGAGGGCGGAAGCCCAGCCCCCCGACCUUGGCCCCUGCCACUGCCAACCCCACUGUCACUGCUGGGGGCAGCAACCCCUGCCUCACACAGCUGCUCACAGCAGCGAAGCCCGAGCAGACCCUGGAACCAGCACUUGUGUCCAGCACCCUCCUCCGGCCCUCAGGGUCCCCGGUAAGAUGGCGGGCACUGGGAGGUGAGGGGAGGACCCAGGGCUUCACCCCAACUCUCCGCCCUUCUCCACCCCAGCAGGAGACGGCCCCUGAAUUCCCCUGCACCUUUCUACCCCCGACCCCGGCCCCCACACCGCCCCGGCCACCUCCAGGCCCGGCCACACUGGCCCCUCCCAGGCCCCUGAUUGUCCCCAAAGUGGAGCGGCUCUCGCCCCCAGCGCACAGCGGUGGUGAGCGGCGGCUGUCUGGGGAGCUCAGCUCCAUGCGGGGCCCGGGGAUUCUGAGUGUCUGCGUCUCUCCCCCUCAACCCAUCCUAAGCCGGGGCCGUCCAGACAACAACAAGACUGAGAACCGGCGCAUCACCCACAUCUCUGCAGAGCAGAAGCGGCGCUUCAACAUCAAGCUGGGGUUUGACACCCUGCACGGGCUGGUGAGCACACUCAGUGCCCAGCCCAGCCUCAAGGUGAGCAAAGCAACCACGCUGCAGAAGACAGCCGAGUACAUCGCCAUGCUGCAGCAGGAGCGUGCGGCCUUGCAGGAGGAGGCCCAGCAGCUACGGGACCAGAUCGAGGAGCUCAACGCUGCCAUUAACCUGUGCCAGCAACAGCUGCCCGCUACUGGGGUGCCCAUCACACACCAGCGUUUCGACCAGAUGCGAGACAUGUUUGACAACUAUGUCCGUACCCGGACGCUGCACAACUGGAAGUUCUGGGUGUUCAGCGUCCUCAUUCGGCCUCUGUUCGAGUCCUUCAACGGGAUGGUGUCCACUGCAAGCUUGCAGAGCCUCCGCCAGACCUCCCUGGCUUGGCUGGACCAGUACUGCUCCCUGCCCGCUCUCCGGCCAACUGUCUUGAACUCUCUCCGCCAGCUGAGCACAUCUACCAGUAUCCUGACAGAUCCAGGCUGUAUACCUGAGCAGGCCACACGGGCGGUCACAGAGGGCACCCUUGGCAAACCUUUAUAGUGCUGGCCAGACACUGCAGCUCACUCAGCGGCCCCGGGGCUGCUUUCCCUGGGCGUGGGCUCCAGGGACAACUUCUGGGCACUCCCUUCCUGCCCCAGGCCCUGGCUGUCCCCUUGCCUGAGGGUCUAGCAGGGCCCAAAUCUCUUCCACCUCCUGAAAGCCAGAAAGAGCUACGUUCUAGUCGCUGCCCCACCAGUGACGAACACUGUGACCUGGGGGACUCGUGUUCACUGUUGGGACCUCCAUUUUCCAGUCUGCAAAAUGGGGCUGGAGAAGCUUCAACCAGAUGAUGAUCCCAAGGCUAACUUAGCAGCUGUGCCACUUGGAGCUGAAGCUGGCAACUCAGGGAGCUUGGAGGAGGAAGGGGGAUGAUCCUGUUUUCUUGCCUCCCCCACCUGCUUCCUGCCUCCCCCGGGUAGGACACAGGCAGAAAAGGAGGUUCCCACUCUCUGCUCCUUCGCUGGUCGUCCAUGUGGGGUGGGGUGCUGCAGGAUGGCAUCCCUGGGUGAGGCCAGGAAGGUCUGAUCCCAGGAGAGAGCAGGGCAGAGGGGUGGCCAAACCAGGGGCAGGCAUCUUGUGUGCGUGUGGAUGCGUGUGUGUGGAUUUUGUAAAGAAUUCUUGCCAAUAAAACCAAAAACUGUUGGGGACUGUCAGUGUGUCUCACUCUGGGAUGGAAAGAGAGCCAGUUGGCCGUGGGAGGUGGCCUUGAAAGGACCUUAGCUUUUCCUCUGAGCUGGAAGCCACUGGAAGGUUUUGAGUAGUGGUGGGACAAGGUCAGAUGUUAAGUUCUUAACAGGAUCCCUCCGGGUGCCGAGCCGAGAAUAGGCCACAGGAGGGCAAGGAUAGAAGCAAGUUUUAAGCUGUUGCUAUCAUCCUGGUCAGAGAGGACAGACACUCGUCCUGGAAUUCCUCUCUCCAUGGCCAGGAAAAGGUUCAGAAAGGCUUACCAUCUUCCAAGCUGGAAGAGGGCAGAGCCGAGCCAAGGAGUAGAAGGGACAGGGCCCUCCAUUGGAACCAUCCAGAAGGAGAACAGGCUGCCACUGGGGGUGGUGACCUCCCCAUUAGGCGAGAUGUGCAAGCGGGAGGGGGGUGGCCACUUGGUCGGGAUGUCUUAGAAGGAACUAUUACUUCAGAUGGGGAAUUGGGGUGAGUGGCCCCAGUAUUUCAUUGAUUCUUUUAUUGAGCCAUUGAACAAAUCUUUUCUGAGGGCCCGCCGGGGACCAGGCGAUGGUCUUGGUGCUGGGGAUUCUGUUCGCUGCUGGAUCCCUCUCCUCAUUGGGCUGAGUCAAGCCUCUCACAUCUCAGGACUUCUGCAGAUGCUUCCGUGGCCACUGACUUCCCCUCAUUUGUGUGGAAUCACAACGCAGAUAACAAUACUAACUACACACUCAUCUAAUGUUUACUCUGUGCCAAGCACUAUUUUAAGCACUUUAUGUAUGUAUGUGAACUCACUUAUUAUAUAUUAACAUCCACCUCUAAGGGCCGGUUGUGAGGAUUUCAGGGUAA
This is a messenger RNA of Zalophus californianus (California sea lion), 4215 nucleotides long. RefSeq names its product MLX interacting protein like (gene MLXIPL). Gene Ontology annotation, cellular component: nucleus. The record is from RefSeq and is a predicted model, not a curated record. Gene Ontology annotation, biological process: regulation of transcription by RNA polymerase II. NCBI's taxonomy places the organism in Eukaryota, Metazoa, Chordata, Mammalia, Carnivora, Otariidae. Gene Ontology annotation, molecular function: protein dimerization activity; DNA-binding transcription factor activity, RNA polymerase II-specific; RNA polymerase II cis-regulatory region sequence-specific DNA binding. The coding region runs from base 1 to 2709 and encodes 902 amino acids. The transcript has 16 exons.